Musa acuminata subsp. malaccensis (wild Malaysian banana) is the source of this 1068-nucleotide messenger RNA. Its product is annotated as tetraspanin-8-like. NCBI's taxonomy places the organism in Eukaryota, Viridiplantae, Streptophyta, Magnoliopsida, Zingiberales, Musaceae. Gene Ontology annotation, cellular component: plasma membrane; plasmodesma. The record is from RefSeq and is a predicted model, not a curated record. Gene Ontology annotation, biological process: auxin-activated signaling pathway.
AUGGUAAAGAUCAGCAACAGCCUGAUAGGCAUCUUAAACUUCGUGACACUGCUCGUCUCCUUCCCGGUCAUCGGCAUUGCGGUGUGGUUCCGUGUGCAAGCCGCCACGGAAUGCGAGCGGUUCCUGCAACUGCCCCUCCUCGUCCUCGGCAUCUUCCUCUUCGUCGUAUCAGUGCUGGGCUUCGUGGGCUCAUGUUUUCGUGUGUCCGUCUUCCUAUGGAUCUACCUCUUCGUGUUGUUCCUGUUGAUCCUUGCCAUGGUUGCCUUCACGAUGUUCGGCUUAAUCGUGACCAAUAAGGGUGUCGGACAAGCGAUAGUUGGGAGGGCGUACAAAGAGUACAAACUCGACGACUACUCGCACUGGCUGCAGAAGAGGGUGCGGGAUUGGCCGACCUGGAAUGUCAUCGAAGGCUGCUUGAAGGAGGCGAAGGUCUGCGGCCAGCUCGAGGGUGCCGUCGGCAUGAAGGCCACCGAGUUCUACCGGAAAAACCUGUCGCCCAUUCAGUCUGGUUGCUGCAAGCCACCGAGCUACUGCAGAUUCACCUACGUAAAUGCUACGUACUGGACGACGCCAAAAUCUGGAGCAGUUGCAUCAGGGCUCGAUUGCAAGGCAUGGAGUAACGGCCAGGAGAAGCUGUGCUACUCCUGUAACUCAUGCAAGGGAGGUGUUCUGGCAACUCUCAAGGACGGGAGGAAGAAGGUGGCCAUCGUCAACGCGGCUCUUCUUGUGUUUCUCAUCAUCACCCACACGGUGGGCUGCUGUGCGUACAGGAACAACAAGUCUCGCAACCAUUACCCUCCUUACUACUAUGGGGGUAAACUCCCCAGCUAUAAAUCCACGCCGUCGUCCCUUCCCUCAACUUUGGCCGCGAAGCCUCUCCACACCGAAAGAAGACAAGAACAACGGAAGAGAGGCCUUCUUGCUGCCGCCGGAGUCCCCGGCUCCGGCCGUAACUCCCUCCCGCCUCCUCCUUUCUCUCUGCCUUCGUCGCUGUCGCCGGGCUCUGAGGCGGCCUCCGACGAGGUCUCGGUGGCGGAGUUGGGGGAUCUCGAGGUGGCCGAACCCUGA